CGCACCGCACGGCUCCCGGAGCAGCAGCUGUCAGUUUGUUAACGGUCGGUGCUGCUUGCUGUCCCGCUCUUCGCUAGCAUGGCCAAUUCUGAAUGUCCUCCGGUCCGGCGACCGGCCGUAGGAGUAGGUGUUGUGGUGACCUGCCGGGAGCAGCCGGGCUGUGUUCUUCUUGGGAAAAGGAAAGGCUCAAUCGGAGCAGGUACUUUCCAGCUGCCCGGGGGCCACCUGGAGUUCGGAGAAAGCUGGGAAGACUGCGCUAAGCGGGAAGUUCUGGAAGAGACAGGGCUUCGCAUGAAGAAUGUGUGCUUUGCUGCAGUUGUAAAUAGUAUCAAGUUAGAAGAAAAGUAUCACUACGUCACAAUUUUCAUGCAAGGAGAAGUCAAUAUGGAUUAUGAUUCAGAGCCAAAGAACCUAGAACCUCAGAAGAAUGAAGGUUGGGAGUGGAUCAAGUGGGAAGACUUACCACCAGCAGACCAGCUAUUUUGUCCUUUAGCACGUGUAAGACAAAUUUAUCAUCCUUUUGAAGAAAAACUUAAAAAUGCUGCUGGGAAUCCAUCAGUAAAUGGUAAUCAUCCUCAUCAUCGUCUAUGAGCCGAAUACAUCAGUUACAUGAUAUGUACAAUUACAAAUUAUGGUUCGAAAUUGGAAGAUCAGUAAAACUAAUUGAUUUUAAUUAUGAAGAUCUGUUAACAAAUAUACUGAAGUCAGUAAUCUGAACUGGGCCUUAUGUGCAUCUCCCACAUUUAAAUGCUAUACAUUAAAAUGAUAUUAAGUAAAUGCCAAACUAUUGAGAUGUAUUUCUAUUUUAGAUACAUGUAUACCAAAAAAAAUUGCUUGGGGAAAAACAUUAUAUUUGAAAUUCCUCACCUGUGAUGUUCAGUUAUGUAACAUUUGAUGUCAUGUUUGUGGUUUAUGUUUAAUAAGCUCCCAAUGCAUCCUUUGUAUAAUGUGUUGGGUUGAUUGCUGGUACCUUCUUUUGAAAUAAUGGGAAUUAGGGGAGGUAUUUGCCGAUCUGAUUUAUUCCUUUGAUUUUUGACUCCAGAAAAAUUCAGAAAAAGAUUACUACUUAGUGGUCUGUUUUUAGAGGAGUCUGUUCUAUCAUUAUUGUGGUCAACAUAUUUACUGUGUUUUCAUGCUACAACACAAGAUCCCACACUAUCUCCAUGACCUUUGCAGCUUCAGCUAGACAAACAGCAGAUAAUCUUCACCUAAAGUGGAUCACCUUCCUUUUCUUCCAUUGAUAGGUGUUGUUUGGUUUCCUGAUCCAUGCUCCAAAAUGCAGGCCAUCAUCCAGGUGCCAUUGUUAGCCUUAUAACACAUGCGUAAAGACUUGAAAUGUGCAAAGUGGCUUCUUGCACUUCAAUUAUAAGAAACAGCAGCUUUUCAAUGACAUCUAGAUUGGUGCAGACCAUACUGUUGACAUGUUUUUUUAUUCAGUUUCCACCAUUAAAUGUUCAAUUUUUAAAGUGGAUUCUGGUAAAACUAUGGUAAAGCAGUCCAUUAUACAGUCAUAUUAUACAUUUCUUGGCACAAUCACAUAUAGGAAGAGACCACUUUCUAGCCAUCACAGCAAGAUUGCCCAUGAAUUUUCACUCUGCCCAACUUCACUCCAAUUGGUUGGCAUCAUCAACUGACAAGCGUUGCGUGAGUUUGGCUAAUCCAGAGUUACCAGUCCAGAACUUUAGUUUCUCAUGAGUAUCUUUCUGUGGAUUUCUUAUUGUGCCAACAUGAAUGGCUGACAACUUCAGAUCUGGAAUUUUCUGUUAUCUGAAUUUGACUUUAUGAGCAGAAUGUAUAGCGAAAUCACAUUCUCAGUAUAAUGCAUGAAGCCUGUGUUAACCUUUUAGAUGGAUAAGGAUCUGGACAUCUUCAUGCAUGAAUCGUAAAGUUUGUAUGCUGUUACAGCAGGUCAUAAGGAUAACAAACAGAAUUUUGCUAUUCAUUGUAAAACAAAGAGUAUGUGGUACUAUUAUUCAAGAAAGGUGCUGAGGCUAAACCAGGGACAUACAGCCCAGUGAGUCUAACGUCCGUGGUAGGGAAAUUAUUGGAUUAAAAAUCUGAGGAACAGAAUUAAUCUCGAAAUGAAAAAGCAAAGGCUAACUAAGGAUAUUCAGCACAGUUUUGACAGGGUAGAUUGUGUCUAAUAGAAUUUGAAUUUAUUAAGGUGGUCACUUGGUCUGGUGAUGAGGAUAGUGUAGUUGAUGUAGUCCACAUGGAUUUCUGUAAAACCUUUUGACAUGGUAUUGCACUGGCAGAUUGAUCUCAAAGCUAAGAGCCACAGAAUCCAAGGCGGUUUAGAUCCAAAAAUGAGUUAGUGGCAGGAAGCAUACGGCAAUGGUCAAAGAUGGAAACCACAGGAUUCAGUGCUGCGUCCCUUGCUGUUGUUGUGUAUAUUAAUGAUCCAGACAUAAAUUUAGGAGGCAUGAUCAGAAGACAGGUGACACAAAAAUUUGUGUGGUAAAUAGCGAGGAGGAACGCCUUAUACUACACAAUGAUAUAGACUGCUUGGCCAGAUGGGCUGAACAGUGGCACGUGGAAUUUAAUUCUGAAAAUUGAGGGGUGAUGCAUUGUGGGAGGAUUAACAAGGCAAAAGGAGCAGACAGUGAAUGGUAGGAUCCUAGGAAAUACAGAGGAUCAGAGGGACCUUGGUGCGCAUAUACAUUAUCCUUGAAGGCAGCAUAUGGAAUACUGGCAGCAAGUGAUAGACAGAGCUAAGGGAUCUCACAACCAAGGGAUAGGAUCUAAGCUCUGCAGUCCAGCCACAUCUAGUCAUGAAUGGUGGUGAACAAUUAAACUCAUUGGAGGAGGCGGCUCCACAAAUAUCCCCAUCCUCAAUGAUGAAAGAGCCUAGCACAUCAUUACAAAAGAUAAGGCUGAAGUAUUCGCAGCAAUCUUCAGCCAAAAGUGCUGUGUGGAUGAUUCAUUUCAGCCUCCUCUGGUGAUCCCCAACAUUACACAUACCAGUCUUCAGCCAAUUUGGUUCACUCUGUGAUAUCGAGAAACGGUUGGAGACACUGGAUACUGCAAAGGCUAUGAGCCCUGACAACAUUCCAGCAAUAGUACUAAAGACUCGUGCUUCAGAACUUGCUGCUGCCCUAGUCAACCUCUUCCUGUAUAUUUAUAACAUUGGUAUCUACCCAGCAAUGUGGAAAAUUGCCCAGGUAUGUCCCGAACACAAAAAGCAGGACAAAUCCAACCUGGCCAAUAACCGUCCCAUCAGUCUACCUUCAAUCAUCAGUAAAAUGAUGGAAGGCGUCACCAGCAGUGCUGUCAAGAAGCACCUGAUCAGCAAUAAUCUGUGAUGCCACUCAGCUCCUGAUCCAUUUAAAAUCUUUUUUUCAAACAAAAAGAGCUGACAGUGACAGCCUUUCACAUCAAGUCUGCAUUCGAUCAAGUAUGGCAUCAAGGAGCCCUGGCAAAACUGGAUUCAGUGGGUAUCUAGGGCAAAUAUCUCUGGUGGUUAGAGUCAUAACUGACAUAUAGGAAGAUGGUCGUGGUUGUUGAAGGUCAAUCAUCUCAGCUCCAGGACAUCUCUGCAGGGGUUCCUCAGGGUAGUGUCCUCAGCCCAACCAUCUUCAGCUGCUUCAUUAACGAUCUUCCCUCCAUCAUAACGUCAAAAGUGGGAAUGCUUGCCGAUGUUUGCAAUACGUUCAGCACCAUUUGUGAUUCCUCGGACACUGAAGCAGUCCAUGUGCAAAAGCAACAAGAUCUCAACAAUAUCCAGGCUUGGGCUGACAAGUGGCAAGUAACAUUCGUGCCGCACAAGUGCCAGGCUAUGGCCAUCACCAAUAAGAGACAUUCUAACCACCACCCCUUGACAUUCAAUGGUGUUACCAUCAUGGAAUCCCCCACUAUCAACCCCCCAGGAUGUUAUCAUUGACCAGAAACUCAACUGGACUCACCACAUUAACAGAGUGGCUACGAGAGCAGGCCAGAAGCUAGGAAUACUGUGGCAGUUAAGUCACCUCCUGACUCCUCAAAGCCUGUCCACCAUCUACAAGGCACAAGAGGAGUGUCUUGGAGUACUCCCUACUUGCCUGGAUGAGUGCAGCCACAACACAUUCAAGAAGCUUGACCCUAUCCAGGAUAAAGCAGCCGGCUUGUUUGGUACUACAUCCACAAGCAUCCACUCCCCCCAUCACCGACGCUCAGUUGCAGUGUGUUCUAUCUACAAGGUGCACUGCAGAAAUUUACCAAGGAACCUCAGACUGCACCUUCCAAACCCACGACCAUUUCCACCUAGAAGGACAAGGGCAGCAAAUGUAUGGGAACACCACCACCUCUAAGUUCCCCUCCAAGCCGCUCACCAUCCUGACUUGGAAAUAUAUUGCUAUUCCUUCACCAUCACUUGGUCAAAAUCCUGGAAUUCCCUCCCUAAUGGCAUUGUGCGUCAACCUACAGCUGGCGAACUGCUGUGGUUCAAGAAGGCAGCUCACCACCAUCACCUCCAACACAACUAGGAAUGGGCCAGAAAUGCUAGCCAGCCAGUGACAUUAUUUAGUCCAGAGAACUUUGUAUAGUUACGGUCACCACACUGCAGGAAGUAUGUGAUUUUUCUCAAGAGGAUGCACAAGAGAUUCACCAGGAUGUUGCUUGAGUUGGAGCUAUGAAGAGAGACUAGGUCAGCUGAAGUUGUGUUCCUUGGACAGAAGGCUGAGGGGAAAUCCGAUUCAGGAGUACGAAGUUCUGUGGGGCAUGGACAGGGUGGAUAUAGAAGAACCUUUGCCUUAGUGGAGGAGUCAAUACUAAGGCACACCAUUUAAAGGUAGGGUACAGGAGGUUUAGAAGGGAUUUGAGGAAAACAAAUUUUGCUCAGAGGGUUGGGAGUAUCUGGAAUUCACUGCCUAAAAGGGUGACAGGUGAGAACAUUCAAAGAUUUAGGAACUAUUUAGAUGAGCAUUUGAAAUGCUAUAGUAUAGAAGACCAGGGACAAGUACUGGAAAAUAGGAUUAGAAGUUAUUUGAUGGCCAGCUCAAAUACAAUAGGUCAAAUGGCCUCUUUUCAUCCUAUAAAAACUCUGACUCUUAAUAUUUAACCAGAACCUCCGUCGGUAUUCUAAUAUUUACCAAGUCUUGUUCACUAUUUUUGCUCUCAAUCUUCUAAACAGUUCAAAUUUGAAAGACAAGUCCAUGUGUUCGUACUCCUCCAUGGCCUCAUCCCUUUCCCAAAUCCACAACCUCCUUCAGCCUAACAUUCCUUUGUGAAUUAUUCAUUCCUCUAAUCUGACAUUCUAUACAUCUACGGCAUACUUUACCUAACCAAUAACUGUUUAGACUUUUAAGCGCUAGUCUCCCAGUACAUAUGUGAAGACUGUAACUUGCUGACAAUAUAAAAGAGAGUUUUCCAUAAUUUAUUUACAACAUAUGUAUUGGAUCAUUAUAUUAUGAAAUGUACAUCUCCAAAACAACGUUUAUGAUUUGUUUAGUUUGCAUUAUUGUGGAAAAUUUGUUUCAAUAUCACAAUGUAAUAGUUCCUCUAGUUAUCUUUUAACAAAAUUUUUAUGGGGCUUGCCAAGUUUAACAGUGUCAACUUUUGAGAAGAUAGGAGUUUGAAAAUGGUAUUUUAAGUGUCCACUGGCAAAUUAUUCACUUUCAGGUUGGUGUAACACACCAAGGUACAAAGUGCAAUCUCAUCAACCUAUCUCAAUAGUGUACUUUUACACAACCUCAGAACAAGAAUUUCUAUUAUAACAGAUGAAAAUUAUUCUAUUUCUUCACUGCAAUUGCAGGGGUGCACUCACUGCAUUUGUAGUUAGUGCCUGUGACAUUAAUGUCAGGGAUGCUGCAGGUGGCUUCACGCUAAAACUAACCCCACAUUCAGUGUGCAACAGCAAAACACGGACAUGAGAACAAAUUAAGACAGAUAGAGGUGGUGCUUGACUGAUGACUGUGCAACCUAAAGAAUGAGGUUCCAUUUUACUGUUGAGGAUCUGUGAACGUUCAUGUGUACUUAUGAACAGAUGUUUAUAUUGUACUGUAUUGCAUUCCAACUUGCAUAUAAAUUGACUUAUGAAUGUACUUGAAUGGAACCAACAGGUAGAACACUAAACAAGUGCAGCACAAGAACAGGCCCUUCGGCCCACCAUAUCUGUGCUGAUCAUAACACCAUUUGAAAUAAAUCCCACACAGCUUAACAUGGUGCAUAUUCUUCUAUUUCCUGCCUGUUCAUGUGUCUGUCUAAACUCCUCAAACUUUGUUAACAUAUCUUCUUGGUUAUGCUUUAUCCCCUGGCAGCGUGUUUUGGCACCUACCACCGUCUGCAUGUAAAAAGUUUACUCACACAUCUCCUUUAAUUUUCCCCUCUCACCUUAAACCUUCGCCCCUUAGUACUUAACAUUUCCACCCCGGGUAAAAGACUUCGACUAUCCAACCUAUCCGUGCCUCUGCAAUUUAAAUACAUUUAUUAGAUUGCCACUCAGCCUCUAUGCUCUAUGGAAAACAAACUAAGUUUGUCCAACCUUUUCCUGUGGCUAAUACACUCUAAUCAGGCAGCGUCCUGGUAAACCUCUUCUUCGGCCUCUCAAAAGCCUCCACUACCUUUAUGUAGUGUGGGGACCAGAACCGCACACAAAACUUCAAAUAUGGCCUAACUAAAAUCUUAUACAGUUGCAACAUGACUUGCCAACUGUUAUACUCAAUACCUAAACCAAUGAAGGUACUUUCAGGGAGCUAUGGACUUUUUCCUUAAUGUUAUUCUAUAUAUUAAUGCUUCUAAGGAUCCUGUCAUUUACUCUUUUCUCUUGCAUUUGACUUUCCAAAAAUGCAUCACCUCACACUUGACAAGUGGACCAGGGACUAAACUCUAGUUGUCAUCUCUCCGCCCAACUUUCCAAAUGAUCUUUAUUCUGCUAUAUCCUUUCAUAACCAACUCACUAUCCACAAAGUUCACCAACUUGUGUAUUGUCUGAAAACUCCAAAAUCAGACCAUCUACAUUUUCAUCUAAAUCACUUACAUUAUAAAGAGGUCUCUGCUCAAAUGCUUGCGAAAUACCACUGGUCACAGAUCUCCAAUCAAAAAAAAACACCCAUCCACAACUCCCUUCUAUCUUCUAUGACCAAGCCAAUUUUGCAUCCAACUUGCCAACUCACUGUGGAUCCGUGUGACUGAAUCUUCUGGACCAGCCUACCACAAGAGGCCUUGUCAAGUGCUUUAAUAAAAUCCAGGUAGACAACAUCCACUACCCUAUCCUUCACCAUCUUUGUCACUUCUUCAAAAAAAACAACUCAAUUUUGUGAGACAAGAUCUCUGCAGCAUAAAACCAUGCUGACUAUCUCUAAUAAGUCCAAAUAGGAUAAGGAUAAGUAAUAGUACACUGUAUUGCAUACACUGGUGGACUGCUUGCAAAUGCUAACAGCGAUACACUCAAUUUCUUAACCUAUCACAUUAUAAGUAAAAAGUGCAUGACCAGAGUUCAUUUAAUGUGUCCUAGGCAGUUAAAUCUCCUAGUUCCAGUUUCACGUAUCGUUGCAAUAAAGUUUUGUUUUGUUUCUUGGCUUGCAUCUCACACUAGCUGUUAGACAGGGUGACAUCAAAGCAGACGGCAAGUGAGGUAAUGAGAAUGAAGUGAAGAUUGGGACAAGAAGCAGCAAUCAGUGGACAUAAUAACUUCAGUAGUGCCAACUUCCUGAUCCAGUGCAUUGGCAAGAGAUACAAUGAAUUAGAACACUCCAUCGGACACUUAUGCAGUAACCAGGGAGAAUGACCGAUUUCUACUUGUGGAUGAAUGUUAAACAAUAGCGUCAAUAUUUGAGUUUCUGUAUUAGGUAUAAAAGUCUUCAGAAUAAAUAAUGCCCGGUUUCUUACUA
Messenger RNA from Stegostoma tigrinum, 7805 nucleotides. RefSeq names its product nudix (nucleoside diphosphate linked moiety X)-type motif 15 (gene nudt15). The transcript is spliced from 3 exons. Gene Ontology annotation, cellular component: cytosol. NCBI's taxonomy places the organism in Eukaryota, Metazoa, Chordata, Chondrichthyes, Orectolobiformes, Stegostomatidae. Gene Ontology annotation, molecular function: 8-oxo-7,8-dihydrodeoxyguanosine triphosphate pyrophosphatase activity. Gene Ontology annotation, biological process: dGTP catabolic process. The record is from RefSeq and is a predicted model, not a curated record. Bases 79 to 591 code for a protein of 170 amino acids.